Molecule: messenger RNA, 5466 nt
Organism: Suillus clintonianus
Lineage: Eukaryota; Fungi; Basidiomycota; Agaricomycetes; Boletales; Suillaceae
Exons: 7
Coding region: 1-5466 (1821 amino acids)
Biological process (GO): protein phosphorylation
Molecular function (GO): ATP binding; protein binding; protein kinase activity
Source: RefSeq, a predicted model, not a curated record
AUGGCAGCAAUCGCCCUCUCGAGCGGUCCAAAGUCACAUAUUCCCAACCCCUUCCAUAUGGUCUCUCUCCACUUUGGUAACACCAGGCGCGACCCGCCGCAGAAGGCCUUGCCUCGUACUCCAGAGCCCUCAUCGUCGUCGACAUACAUCUCUGCUCAAGAGAUGCCUGAGACCACACCAAUGACUUUCAAGCGACUCCGAUCAUCAUUAGAACAAAGUUUGAAGACCGCAACACGCUCCAGAGCGAAAGGACUGCCACCCAUUGAUGACUUUGCAACUGUCUCCGCGAAGGGUAAAGGCAAGGAGAAAGCGCCUGAAGAUCACGUUUCUGUGAAAGGGCAGGAGAAGGAUAAGAUUAUGUCUGGCAUGCUGAAACGACUGGAAUCAAGGGUAGGGCUGCGCAGAGCUGCACGGGUGUCGACAUCGACAUCGAUCCCCCUUGACGCAAGUCACACCAAUGCAAUUGGAGCGCCUGCUGGCAAUAACGCGGAUGUAGUCACCAAAUCACGCCAGGCUGGAUUCACGAGUUUUUCUACCCCGUCCCUGCGGCAGGCAUCUAUGUCUUCGCCUGCUCUCCAUCUCUCAUCCCAAAAUUUGCCGUCGGGUCCGUCGCAGCCUGCAGCAAUGGCACCACCAACAAGUGGCCCUAUCACACCUGCGCGCGAUCGCACGCGGCGCGCUAGUGUUCAGCCCAUUAAGUCCAAGGACAUUAGCAGUCCUCAGCCAUUAGCAUCGCGCCAUGACCACCGCAGUGGCGCUGCAACGCCUGACCACCCUAGUGCAGCCUCCCCUCGGUCAAGUAAACUCCGUCCAUCUCCAAUAUUCUCUACCCCAAGGGGACGUUCGUCAAUUGACACACCUAGGCGAAGCCAUGAUUUGCCAAGUCCGCCGAAUACCCCGACACCCCUGUCUGGCUCCCGAGGGCAGUUGGGCGACCUGUCCAGAACGCCCAUGGCUUCGAGUGCAACUCACCUGCCUAUUAGCAGCAGUCCACCUUCCUCUCCCACUCCAAGUCGUGCUGUGAGUCCUGCACACGCAAGGACGCCUCUGAAGCAAGUCAUGACUCCCGCAUCGUAUCAGGGGCUUACCUCUGCAUCUGCAUCUCAUCUUCCCUUGAACUCCUCCAGUCCACUACCGUCAUCAACUCCAGCCCGUAGGCCUUCUGUGGAUGCAUCAAGGAGACCCUCAGUAGAUGUGUCACGGAGAGGUUCUAUUGAUACCCCACAAAGGCCCUCUUUUGACACUUCCCGAAGACCAUCUGCAGAAGUGCCGCGAAAGGCGUCUGGCGAAUCCUCUCGGAGAGGCUCCAUUGACGUGCAUCGGCGACCCACGGCCUCCCCUGUGCCUCGAGCAUGUUCGCCUCAGUCAACCGUGCGUCCACGUGCUACAUCACCUUCUCAGCGCACGGCCGCAUACGCCCAGAAUCGACACUUUAAUCUCUCAACUACUUCCCUUAUCUCUCCUUCCACUCCAGAGCAGCGUGAAGUUAUCCGUGCUGCAACGUCGCUUCUGUGCAAAGAAUUACGGAAAGCACCACCGCAUCUUGCACGCAGUGAUGCGCAGAAGGAGUGGGCGGAAGUAGAGGUGCGCUUGCAGCCCUUAAUCAGGCUUGAACGCGUUUGGGGAAAGAGUGGCGGUGCCAGCGCCAGUUCUAGCCAUGUUGCCGUGGGCGGUGUUGGUUCUAUCGCACUCAGCUCUGCUGGAGAGGAAAGAGAGAGAAAGCUCUUUUGCGAGGCCCUUCGUGAUGGUGUUGUUCUUUGUCAGUUGAUGAACAAGCAUUGUUCUGGGACCAUAACUCGCAUCGACCACCGUGAAGAUGGUUUCAAGCACACAAGCAACAUCACCAGGUUCAUUGCAGCGUGCUCGCAACACGGUGUUCCUUCCGACGACAUCUUCUAUCGUGAUGAUCUCAUUCAGGCAACUCCAGAAACCCUUUGCCGUGUGGCACGUACCAUCAUUUCGUUGAUUAAACUUUUUGAAGACCCUAGCGUCGGUCGUGCCAAGGUCAUUACCGGUCAAGGCAGGAAAGGUGCCAUCAUAGCCUCAAGCAACGGUCCUUACUCUCCGGCGAUUUCUCGCGCCACUUCUUCCACACCGAAUCUGCUGCCGCGAUCGGUCUCUCCAACUUCUCCUUCCGGUCCGAUUCGCGGAAUGCGGAGUCCACAUGAACGUUUGCUUCCCCCAUUGCGGCCUGAUAGUCCAGAGUCGGGAACAUCUGCUGGGACAGCUAAGAGAGUCCCCGUCAGAGAUGGAAGCACACCACCCAGUAAUAGCGAUCAUGAAAUCGACGAGGUUCCCCCCAUUACGGGUCCAUCUCCGACCCCUAGAUCUCCCUUUCGUGCGCACUCUCGAAGUGGACUUCCAGAUGACAGUAGCAUCAGCCCCCUCUCCAGCCUCCAGCCACUUGACAUUCCCUUCCCUCAAGUUUCGACCUCGCAGGUGCCCAGUCCGUCGACGGCGGGCUAUGAUGCCGACUAUCCCCAACGACAGUCAAGAACAUCCAGCAAUCUCACUGAUAACACUGCCUUCUCCAGUAUCUUUGACAUUAGACGGGCAAGCAGCAGCAACCAAAAUAAGUUUGGCACUAUCAGGACUUUCACAACUGAGGCGACCUCUUGCUCUGAAGCGCCCUCAUUCACGCGAACGGAGGCAAGCUCGGUGGCAGCCUCCAUGGCAGAAGAAAUGAGUAGGAGACGGGGUGGUGGAGAACCUACACCUCGGUUGAGAGAGCGACACCCGAGCGAGCCAGGUGUACCUGAUUUGGUUAGCCUCGCAGAGGAGGAGGAGAACAGUGCCUGUGGGUCGAGUUCCAAUAACCACAGGAAGGAGAAUUUGCAGCCUAGAGAACCCUCGCGGGAGCGAGAAACAGAAGCGCAGGUUCGUGUGCGGCUCGGCAAAGGCAAAUGGCCCGAUGAUUUUCUUGACGCUUUCAAGACACAAGCUCCAAGCCCUUCUCGACCAAUCCCGAUUGCAACAUCGUCAAACCAUGUAGAUACGCCUCUUAGUUCCAGUUCUCUGUCAGUUUCUCCGGCCAGAAAACCUUCCAUUGUUGGGGUAUCACGACCCAAUGAUAGUACGGAAUCCACAGUCCGAAGGCCACCUCAUCGCUCAAGCCAUAGCGCGGAUGUCCUGAUGCCGAAGACUUCAGUGCUCCGUUUGGAUGCCAGCUCAGAGAAUUCACCAGGGUCCAAAGUUAUUCUGCGCCGUCAGAGUACACGGAAUGGUGCUCGCAGAAAUGGGGUCUAUUAUCCUCGGAAUAGCAUCGACGAUCCUGGGACUCCAAAAGAUGACGAUCCUCCUAUUGUCCCCUUCCCGCGUGCCGUGUCAGGGGAACAUGCUGCUCGUGCCACACCAUCUCCCGAUUCUACUGCCAGGGGCGGUGUCACAAAUAACCCCGAUGCUCCCCGUUUGCGUGGUCGAUUCCAGAGUGACGUUGAAGAUCACCGAGCUCGAAGAUGCAGUCGGCCGACUUCACAUGAGGAGUUGGGCAGACCGCGGAGGUCUCGAUACGAAAGCAUGGUCAAUCUGGGGGUGGCUUCUGCGAAUGUAAGUGCGAGUGACUUGAUGUCAAGGGACUCCGGGGACGGAAGCGCUGUACGGCAAACUGUAAUAGUCAAGGAAGAAGGGAAACAGGCGACUCACUUUCAACUUGGGAAUUGCAUCGGCCGCGGACAGUUCGGCACAGUGUAUCGGGCUCUGAAUUUGACAACCGGGCAAAUGGUAGCAGUCAAACGAAUCCGAUUAGAAGGCCUGAAAGAAGACGAAGUUGCACAGCUUAUGAGGGAGGUGGACUUGAUGAAAAGGCUUUCACAUCCAAGCAUUGUCAAGUAUGAAGGGAUGGCUCGAGAUGACCAAUAUCUCAAUAUCGUUCUGGAGUAUGCUGAAAGCGGCUCAUUGGGCCAGAUGCUGAAAGCCUUCGGCAAGUUGAACGAGCAUCUUGUGGCAAGCUACGUUGUCAAGAUUCUUGAGGGCUUGCAUUACUUGCAUUGUUGCGAUGUUGUCCACUGCGAUUUGAAAGCCGCCAAUAUUCUCACUACAAAGACGGGGAAUAUCAAGCUUUCGGAUUUCGGCGUUUCCCUGAACCUGAAGGCUAUAGAACGAGAGAAGGACGUUGCUGGCACACCGAACUGGAUGGCCCCAGAGGUCAUCGAGCUCAAAGGGGCUUCAACGAAGUCUGACAUUUGGUCGUUGGGAUGUACUGUUGUCGAACUUCUUACUGGGCGUCCGCCAUUUGGGGAUAUCACCAAUACCAUGACAGUGAUGUUCCGCAUUGUUGAGGAAGAGAUGCCAAUCCCUGAAGAAUGCUCGGAACCGUUGAAGGACUUCCUUCACCAAUGCUUCCAGAAGGAACCCUUGAUGCGACCUGACGCCGAGCAAUUGUGCGAACACCCCUGGUUGAAGAAAAAUUGGGAUGUUCUCAAGGAGCUUCGUCCCCAGGAUAGCAUACCUUUUCUCAGGCGUGUUAGCACUGAUCUCCAAAAGACUGACAUUGCAUACCUUGCGUCUAUGGAUGCAAAGAGAAUCGAUUCGCCCAUCUCGGUGGCCUCAGUUCAAGAGGAGCCAUCAAAAUCUCCAAGGCGCAGAUUAUCCAGUGGACCGACUUCGCCAAUUUCCCUUUCGGAGGAUACUCCAUUCACCCCUAGGGAUCACUCCUUUAUCAAGACCACCUUUGGGAAACCCAUGGUCUGCAGAGUCUGUAUGGGAAGUGUCAAAUGGAGUGCCGUCAUUUGCGACAAGUGUAAUCUCAUCACUCACUCAAAAUGUGCUCCUGAAGCUCCUCCCACAUGUGACCUCCGCUCUCAACUGUUGCUUUACGCACAAUACGCCGAACAAGGGACCUCCGCUGGUAUCUCACUCGAUGGAUUGAAUGGCCUGCAUCCUCCUCGUUUAUCAGCGACUAUUCCCUCUGAAGUCUCCUUCGUUACGCCUUCUCCACGACCAAGUUUGGAUGUUACGCCUUCAUCACAAUCGCCCUCACCUACUCCUCCCAACGCCUACAAGUUUAUGAACCCUUUCAAACGUUCUCGUUCUUCCUUGGCGACAGAGAAUAGGCAUCCCCCUUCCGCGUCGCCGUCACCGGUUCCUCAGCCUCUGUCUCACGAUGAUGUCGUUUCUAAACGAAAACUGUCUAAGCUCCCGUCGAAUAUGAUCUCCAAAGAACGACCUCAUUCCUUGUCAAGUAAUAGUACAGUGCCCAAUGCUGGUAGCAUGAGGACAGCUGACAGCCAGUCAAGCCGUCAAGAACCCCGUAAAUCGUUCCUGUCGAUAGUUGAGCCCGAUACCGAUACCAUUUCACAAGUUGGUCCGCCAGUUCCUGACAAGAUACCUUUCUAUGCCCAUGCUAUGACUGCUGUCAAUGAUCAUAUGGACACUUCAUCACGCCACAUUCCGGGCACAAUGCCCGCCGAACCAGACCGUCAAAGGAAAUGGGGAGCCGAGAAGUCAUCAGGAUGCACUGUUCAGUGA